AUGAUGAUAUGCGUCUAUAAAUAUCCUAACUCUCAAGUCUCAACCCUUUCACCGCCAUUAAAUUUAAAAAAUAGCUGCUAAAGGGUUUUCGAAGAUGGCUCGCUGUAAACAAUACGGAUCAUCUUAUUCAUCACGAAAACCCAAGGCGGAGGUGUUGCCACCAUCUAAUCAGCGUCAGCGUGAUCUUGAGGACAAGUUUGCCAGGAUGCGUCUUACUCAAUCACCCCCAAGAAAUGUUCCGCAAACUUCAUUCAACAAGCCACCAUCAGCUAAGCAGCAAUCAUCUCGGCAGGGUGGAAGAAACAAAAAGUCUUCUUUCUGGGAGUAUGAACAUGGGUAUGCACCUGUAGUUCCAUCGUGUAUGUAUGACUGCCUUCAGGAUAUACUUGGUUAUCUCAAGCAUUUGGAGACACACCCGGAUGACCUCUAUAUCCAGAAAAGAUUGAAAGGGGCUGAGUGUCGUAUCAAGCUUUAUGCUGAUUACUUAAGGAAUCACCUGCCAAAGGACUGGAAAUAUGAUCGGGCCACUGCUGGCAGAUGGAAGCUCAGUCUGUACUAGUGUGUCGGUAUCUUUAUCUGUUGUUUUCUACCAAGGCUUUUCCUUGUCUCUAUCAUUGCAUGUGCCUUCCAUUGAACAUGUUUUACUCUCAUAUCAUGGCAUAACAACUCAUAUGUAUCUAUUGAAUUUUGUAUAUACGGAGAACAGUUGCUUUCGGCUUUUGUUUCA
Messenger RNA from Erigeron canadensis, 727 nucleotides. RefSeq lists its product as uncharacterized. The transcript has 6 exons. The record is from RefSeq and is a predicted model, not a curated record. The coding region runs from base 95 to 559 and encodes 154 amino acids. Lineage: Eukaryota; Viridiplantae; Streptophyta; Magnoliopsida; Asterales; Asteraceae.